Molecule: messenger RNA, 4387 nt
Organism: Oncorhynchus masou masou (cherry salmon)
Lineage: Eukaryota; Metazoa; Chordata; Actinopteri; Salmoniformes; Salmonidae
Gene: rgmb
Product: repulsive guidance molecule BMP co-receptor b
Exons: 3
Coding region: 569-1954 (461 amino acids)
Biological process (GO): BMP signaling pathway
Cellular component (GO): plasma membrane
Molecular function (GO): coreceptor activity
Source: RefSeq, a predicted model, not a curated record
UUUCCGCAAAAGGGUUGGUUGAUUUGCUAUCGAUCUGAGGAAGAGAGGAGAGGGGAGGAUUCUUAGGUGAGGCCUGGAGAGAAAGAGAGAGAGAGAGAGGGGGAGAGGGGGCGAGAGAGAGAGAGAGAGAGAGAGAGAGAGAGAGAGAGAGAGAGAGAGAGAGCGGAGCCGAGAUUUAUUGCUACAACAAGACUAAACUCAACCAGGACGGAAUAGCGCUGCUCGAGACAGGAAAUCUGAUGCAGGGAGCGAAGAAGGAGUGAAAGUGUUUGGUGGAAGGACUGCUAUUUUUCAAUCGCUACUGUUUUCCCCCUUUCCUACUCCUCUCCUUUUCUUUCCAUUCCUCCUCCCUGACCGAUCGCAUUCCGCGUAGAAUCUGCACUUUAAUGCCCCUGCGCAUCCGAGGAGUGGAAGGAGAGAAGAGCGAGGAAGAAGAGAGCGAGGGAGAAGAGAGCGAGGGAGAAGGAGAGCAGAGGCCUGACUUUAACGGAAACCCCGCCGCCGCACCUCACCCCUCUCCCCCGUGGCUGCCUGUCCCCUCUCCCCUCCUGGCCCUGCAUGGACGGGGAUGGGGAGAGCCGGAUGUUGUUACCGCGGGGCUGAGCGCCUCGCAUCCUCGCCUUCCCUGCGACCGCUGCUGCUGCUGAUCGUCGCUCUCUGUUACGGGGCGCACAGAGGUCAUUGCCAGGUGGCCACCCCUCAGUGUCGUAUCCAGAAGUGCACCACAGACUUUGUGUCCCUGACGUCUCACCUGACCCCAGCUCUGGGUGGCUUUGACGUAGAGUUCUGUAAGGCUCUGAGGUCCUACAGCGCCUGCACCCAGAGGACAGCCAAGUCCUGCAGGGGCAACCUGGUCUUCCAUUCUGCCGUCCUGGGCAUCUCAGACCUCAUGACCCAGAGAAACUGCUCCCGUGACGGGCCCACCUCCUCCACACACCCCGAGAUACAAUCAGAGCCCUGCAACUACCACAGCCGUACCCAGCACACUCACCCACACCCUCACUCUCACACGCACACUCCCACGCGGCCGGGUUACCUGUUCUGCGGGCUGUUUGGGGAUCCCCAUCUGCGGACGUUUAAGGACAGCUUCCAGACCUGCAAGGUGGAAGGGGCGUGGCCGCUGAUUGAUAACGACUUCUUGUCUGUGCAGGUGACCAACGUUCCUGUGGUAACGGGAUCCAGCGCCACAGCGACCAAUAAGAUCACCAUCAUAUUCAAGCCCUUUGAGGAGUGUACAGACCAGCGUGUUUACCAGGCGAUAACAGAUGACCUGCCCGCUGCCUUCGUAGACGGUACCGUGAGCAGCGGGGACCCCAACCAUAACGUUAACGGAAAUAACGGUGACUCUACCGGUAAGGUACGGGCGCUGUGGAUCUCUGAGCGUAGCCCCGGUCACCACGUGGAGCUGCACGCCGGCUACAUCGGCGUGACGGUUAUCGUGCGGCAGCUGGGGCGCUACCUGACCCUGGCAGUGCGCAUCCCGGAGGAGAUGGCCCAUGCCUACGACGCUACGCAGGACCUGCAGCUCUGCCUCAACGGAUGUCCCACCUCGGAACGCAUCGACCGGGGAGGUCACCUGCCACUGCCUCUCCCUCUACCCCCUCCAGCGCUGGGCUUACAUCUCCAGCAGCCACAUGGCCAGGGCAAGGGCCAGCCCUCCCACACGGCUCCCUACAGCGCCCCCCAGAGGUUCAGUGUGGAGGGUGCACGGGCACGCUGCAGGGAGCAGCUGGAGCUACAGGAUAUUUAUUUCCACUCAUGUGUGUUUGACCUCAUGACCACCGGGGACGCUAACUUCACGGCAGCAGCGUUCAGUGCUCUGAAGGACAUGGAGAGUCUCCACCCCCACCGUGAACACUGGAGGAUCUUCCCGCAAAGCUCCGCCGACACCUCCCAGCCUAUCACAUGGCUCCUACUGCUCACUCUCUUUGCGCUCGGCUCUGCACUGGUAUAGCGUUUGUGUGUGUGUGUGUGUGUGUGAGUAUGUGUGUUCAUAUAGAGCCUCUUGCUGAGCUGUAGGAUAAAGUUCCCUCUUUGCAGAUCUAAGGUCAGUUUUGUGUUUUCCCCUAACAGUUAUGAUUGAGGAGGGUAAACUAAGCUGAUCCUGGAUCUGUGUCUAAGAGAAACUUCUAACCAGAGCCCCUCUGGAGAUUUCACUUUUUCUUCUUCUUGGUGAAAAGAGAAUAGUUGACUGAACACCCUAAGGCAUAUUACUGCCAUAAAGGAGUCCACAGCUGACAUCUGAACAGAUUCCACGACACUCCUGUGUUCUUCCCAUCUCUGCUGUGUGGGACCUAGCAGGCUUCCUGGAGAUUAUGACCUGUCUAUAUGUGCGGAUUACCAACCAACACUCCAACCUGUGUGUGUAUAUUGUAGAAACACACUCCAGACUGUAAAUAGUGUGUGUGUGUAUAUUGUAGAAACACACUCCAGACUGUAAAUAGUGUGUUUGACGUAUCCUGGAACGCUGGAUGGCGUUGUUUUGGUUUUUAUUUUUGCGUGAUUUUGUUGUGAUAGUUUUUUUUAUACCUCAUAGACAGAGGAAGUUGUUUUAAGAGAAGCACUUUAUUUAGAUUUUUUGCUAAAUCCACACCAGUGUUCCCCCUCUCCCCUUUCAACCCCACCCCCACUCUCUUCCCCUUCCACCCCCUCACCAUUUCCCCCUCCCCAACCCCUCAAACUCUCCCCCUACAUGGCCCUUCUUUAGAGUCUAAGGGGCCAGAUCAAUGACCCCCUCUCUCCACUGCCCCCUACCAUCCUCCAACAGCCCAAGCUGUGGAUUUCAUCUGCAGUUUUGUCACUCACAGUGUAAAUCUCAAAUGACACCUGAUUCUCUGCAGUAUGCUACUUUUCACCAUAGGGAGAUAGGCAGCGUAGCCUAGUGGUCAGAGCGGUGGACUAGUAGCCGGAAGGUUGCAAGUUCAAACCCCCGACCUGACAAGGUACAAUCUGUCGUUCUGCCCCUGAACAGGCAGUUAACCCCCUGUUCCUAUUUGUUCUUAACUGACUUGCCUAGUUAAAUAAAGGUAAAAUAAAUAAACAGUGAACUAUAUAGGAGAUUUUGAGACAGUUAACCAGCUCACUAACACAGUGAGGUGGAACCUCUGUUUUAAAGCAGAGAUUCCAAAGGCAGUGGAGUUGAUUUCGCCUCUGUUCUAUAAUAACUUCAUGUGAGCUAUUUUCUGUUGAAUGUAUUCUGUAUGGUACCAUAGCAGCUGUUCAGAACAGUUUCAGACCCACCAUUACCGUUCAAUGUUUGAUUAUCAUUUACAGUAUAUCUGCAAAUACUGUGUGUGUGUGUGUGUGUGUGCGCAAGUUAGCGUGUUUUACCUGGUUUAUUGUCUAAGGACUGAAGAGACAGUCCUCUUUUUAUGAACGUAUUCACUGUUCACUGCUCGUUCACACUGCUGUAUUGACUAUGACCUGCUCUUACUGAGUUUUCUUACUGGCGCUACAUUUCAGCUGGUGGUAACAGUUCAAUCCAUUUACCAAACAGCUUUGACUAUCAGCUUUUCUAUGUUGUGUGUUUCUCUAUGAGUGUUCAGUUUGCUUGCUGUUGCAACCAAAGACUACCACAUAUGGUGAUUCACCAUCGAAGCUCGCUUGUUUUCAUAUACGAACAUGAUGACCACACACCCCCUCCGAACUCAAACCGUAACCUCUCUACCCCCUAACCCCCUUCCUCCCUACCCACCUUUAACUCUUAGUAAACUUGCUACUGUAGAUGGACUCUGUUUUGCUACUCCUGCCAGAGCUGACGGGCUGCUCCCGGAUUGGGAUACACAGACUAGGCUUUAGUAAACUGUCGACCAGGGUUGCACAACUCCAGUCCUGGAGGGAAGUAGUAUACGCAGGUUUUAGUUCCAGCCCAGCACUAACACACCUGAUUCAGCUAAUCAAGAUCUCGAUGAUUGGUUGAUUAGUUGAACCAGGCAAGUUAUUGCUGGGGUGGAACAGAAGCCUGCAUACACUGCAGACCUACAUAACUACCUGCUAUAGGCAGGGCACUGGGACUUCCACAGGCCGAGACGAAGUCACACGCGCUGAUGGGAUAUAUAUGCCCUCAUAUCAAAUGACAAAGCAGUGUCUGGUGGGAAAUGUAUGCUCAGUCUGCCUCUGGCAUUGUGAACUCUUAACUUGUGUGUGAGUGUCCGUGUGGUGAAGAGUGACUGCUCAAUGUUGAAAUACGUAACUUAUGUAUAAACGUAGUGUCUGUUAGAGGAAGGUACGCUCCAUAUUCUGGCUGUUUCAGAUGUGAUUGUACUGCCACCUAGUGGCGCUCCAUUGCUAUGUCAGUGUUUUACUCUUAUGGAGGCACUAAUGAAAACUUGGGAAAAAAAUGUACAUUUGUGCAAGUGUUUUAUUUAAAAAACAAUAAAUCAAAAAC